Molecule: messenger RNA, 1474 nt
Organism: Carassius carassius (crucian carp)
Lineage: Eukaryota; Metazoa; Chordata; Actinopteri; Cypriniformes; Cyprinidae
Product: biogenesis of lysosome-related organelles complex 1 subunit 4-like
Exons: 5
Coding region: 54-761 (235 amino acids)
Cellular component (GO): BLOC-1 complex
Source: RefSeq, a predicted model, not a curated record
CUGCUCUGCGUUCACUUCCACAUAAACAAGAGCAGUGUCGUGGACCGAGAAACAUGGAGCAUCGCUUUGACAGGGCGGCGGUACUGUCACCGCUGGAGGAGUCCAGCGCGGAGGUGAGCAGAGACAGCGGUAUCGUGUCCCAGAGCGCCAGCAGCCUUUCUAUGGUGAGCGAGGCCCUGAGCAGCGGCUCUGUGUCUCAGAGCCCGAGCUUCGGCGCUGCAGUGGCCCAGAGCCCGAGCUCAGCAGCCGGAGAAACCCCGGACCAAAGCGAGCCGGAGCAGACACAUGACCACGAGCUGCUCACACACACAGCCGUCACUUACUCCUCUUAUAUCAGAGCCACCGCAGGAGAAGAGGUCCUGUGCUUGGAGAAAAGCCUGGAGGAAAUGCUUACAAGAGUCGAUGAGUUUGUUGGUAUGCUUGAUAUGAUUCGAAAUGACACCUCACAGGUGGUCAAUGAGAACCUACCACAGAUACAAAGAAAAUCUAAAGAGAUGAGAGAGAUUUAUCAAAAAAUUGACAAAUUGGAGGCCUUUGUCAAAAUGGUCGGAGUCAAUGUCAGUGAAAUGGAAGAACAAGUAACUCAAGUCGAAGGUGAAGUUGGGACAAUACCAGGCGCCUUCAAAAAGAUCUUCCGCACAAUGGCCGUACCAGGUUUUUUAAAUAAACCUGCUAGCCCAAGAAGACAAUCACAAAGGCAUCAAGAGCUUCCCAGUGUAUUUAGGACAGAAGAUUACUUUAAACCUCAGUCUGAGCAGUGAAAGAGAGACUAUCAUAUUGAGUUCAUGAAGUACCAACCAAGCCCAGGGUUCUCCAACAUCAGCAGUGCUGCCUGCUUUCACAUGCAAACACAAACAUUUUACAGUCACUUUAUCUGCAGCUUAUUGAAGGAAUCCUGAUCAAAGCCAACUGUUGUUUUAGUAGGCAGUCUAAUGGCAGCUAGUUUUAUAACCAACAGAAGCUUUGGUUUGAACUUUUUUUGUUUUUCCUGAAGUGCCUCUCCAGGAAGCCUGACAAUGUUUCUUAUAAAUGGGAAAGCAUGCUCAAAAAAUGUCGGAACAUCAGUUGAAACGUUUAUAUGAUUUUUACUCCAACUUGUACAUAGUUUUACAGCUUUAUAAUUGUUUUGCCCUCAGUCUUUUCUUCCAGUGCUUGAGAUCUUGUUGCACUACUUUCACUGUUGCUAUUUAUCACUGAUAUUAAGGUCUCAGAUUUGGGGUCUGGCAAAUGUUGACAAUGAAUAUGUAACGAAUUAAUGUAACCGGUGUAAUCGACUCUGGGUUAUUAUGUAGCAUUCAGUGCCGCACUCAGCCAAACAAUCGCCACAACAAAUAUUGUCAUGGACCAUUUACUUUUCUACUUAAAUCUCCAUGGACAGUUGUGAUAUGCGAAUUGUUAGAUAAUUGUGAUAAGGAUUGUCUAUUUGUAAUAAAUUUCCAAAUGUAGCCUAUUAUAAAGUAACUACAUUGCAUUA